Messenger RNA from Moneuplotes crassus, 947 nucleotides. Lineage: Eukaryota; Ciliophora; Spirotrichea; Euplotida; Euplotidae. The record is from the annotation of a GenBank genome assembly.
UAAUUAUGGAAGAUUUUGACUUGCUUUAUUUGAUAAAAACACCAUUUUACCUUGGGAAUCCUUCCAAAGCUCAAAGCGAAGCUGAAGACCUCGAAAUAGAUGAAUCUGAUACAAAGAAUGAAGAGCUUAAAAACUUCUUCCUUAUCAGGAUCCUUCUUGAAUUAGGAGAUUUGCCAAAGCUUAAAGCAUUUAUGUCAAAAAUCUAUGAGAAAAAUGAGAAAAUGGUUAUGCUCAGUGGCCAGAUGAUUCAAUAUUUCAUUUCUGAAAAGGCAGAUAGCAGCAUUGAUGAAGAAAUUGAGACUGCAAAGAAGUCUCUGACAACUUAUCCAAUCUCACAUCUUACAAUUUUGGCAUACAUGACAUAUCUGACUGGGGAUUACGAUAAUUUAUUCUUUUUGACCAGUAAGACCAAGAACCUAGAGCUCUUAUCAAUUAAGUUCUGAGGGUUCCUUCAGAUCUUCAGAUACGACCUUGCCAAAGAAACUCUGAACAAAAUGUCAGAAGUAGAUGAUGACAAUUGACUUACAUCAAUUUGUGAGAUCCUUCUCGGAUUUACAGCAAAGGACUCAAUAGAUAAGUGUAGGGAAAAAGUAGUUGAAAUGGCUAAUAAGAAUGACAAAUACACCUUGAAGAUCUACACUCUUCUGGCUUUGACUCGCAUGAGAGAAAAUAAAUUCCAGAAUGCAUUCAAAAUCUUCUCAAAAGCAUUGGAAACUCUGAAUGUAUUAACUGAUCACACUGAGUAUGCGAAAUAUAGCACAAAGAACAACUCUGACACCAUCUGCUUCUGAGUAAAUUACCUGAAGUGAAGCAAGAUCUUGUACAUGCCAACAUCAGACACUUCUGAAAAGAUAGAGAAACUGUUGAAGGUGGUCAGUCCUAACCAUCCUUAUUUCACAGAGCAGGAAGCAGCCAACGAGUUGUUCGAUGAAGCUAUACUUGAGUAA